This is a messenger RNA of Exserohilum turcica Et28A, 4728 nucleotides long. RefSeq lists its product as uncharacterized. Gene Ontology annotation, cellular component: RISC complex; cytoplasm; nucleus. The transcript is spliced from 5 exons. The coding region runs from base 1 to 4728 and encodes 1575 amino acids. The record is from RefSeq and is a predicted model, not a curated record. Gene Ontology annotation, biological process: siRNA processing. Lineage: Eukaryota; Fungi; Ascomycota; Dothideomycetes; Pleosporales; Pleosporaceae. Gene Ontology annotation, molecular function: ATP binding; DNA binding; ribonuclease III activity.
AUGGCUUGGGGUGCAAUUGACGAAGAGCAAGACGACUACUUCUCGUGCGACGACAGCCCCAUUACUUCCCUGUCUGACGGAUCCGAUGACAAUGUCGAAGAGAACGAAGAUUCCGACGCAGACGCAGACGCAGACAUUGUGGCCGGACAUGGCCCCAAGACUAGUACAGAGAAGCGCAGGGCACAGAACAGUAUCAUGAGAGCUUUUGCUGCUAAUAUCAGUGCACGUUUAACACAAAACGAAGUCAAUGAUGCCUUUGCAAAGAGUGCCAAAGAAGAGCAGCUCUCGAUUCGCGACAUCCUGGCACAACAGGAGACGACUGUUCGUAUCACGAACCCUCGCGAUUACCAGACGGAGUUGUUUGAGAGAGCAAAGGGCGAUAACGUCAUUGCAGUCUUGGACACGGGCUCGGGAAAGACGCAUAUUGCAACUCUUCUACUGCGGCACAUUUUAGACAUGGAGCUCGACCAUCGGGCCCGAGGCGGUAUCCCCAGAAUGGCUUUCUUUCUAGUGGAUUCAGUCAAUCUCGUGUUCCAACAGACGAACGUCUUGCGCUGCGGUCUCGAUCAGAACGUCGAAGGAAUAUGCGGUUCAAUGGGCGCGUCGCUAUGGUCAAAGUCGACUUGGCAGGGCUACUUCGAACGCAAUAUGGUCCUAGUCUGUACAGCAGAAGUCCUUGUGCAGUGUAUGAUGCAUUCUUUUACCAGUAUGGCCCGGAUCAACCUUCUGAUCUUCGAUGAGGCUCAUCACGCCAAGAGCAACCACCCUUAUGCCCGCCUUAUGAAAGACUUUUACGUAAAGGAGACGGACAUUGCCAAGCGACCUCGAAUCUUUGGCAUGACUGCGUCUCCUGUGGACACAAAGGGCUUAUCUCCAAGCCAUAUCAGAGAGGCCGCUAGAGACCUGGAAAAGCUGCUUGACGCUAAGAUUGCCACUACGGAAAGUGCUCUCGUCUCAAAUAGCAUCAGUCGACCAGAGGAAGAAGUUGCAGUAUACGCAAGGCUGAAAGAUGAGUACGAAACACCAUUACACCAAAAGAUCAAAGCGAGAUUCGGACACAUCCAGGCCUACGACAAGUUUUUCAUCGCAUCAAAACGACACUGCAGGGAACUAGGGCGAUGGGCGUCCGACACGUAUUGGUCUUUUGCCUUUGCCGAAAAUCAGAGUCGCAAACUGGAGGAGCGGGAGCACAUGAAGCACAACAAUGCUAGUCCGGAUAGAGUCAAAGAGUGGGACGCUAAACUGAAACGUCUGCAAGAGGCGGCCGAGUACGUUCAAAAGUUCGAUCCAGGCAUCUGCACUCUCAGUCACCAGGACGUGAGUUCCAAAGUUCAGAAGCUUCAUCAUUGGCUCAGCUUAUACUACGAACGCAGCGAUGAAGCCCGAUGUAUCGUCUUCGUUCAAGAGAGACAGACGGCGCAGUUGUUGCAGCUCAUUUUCUCUCAAAUUGGAGGCCCGCAUCUUCGCUGCAGUGUACUUGUUGGCAUCAACACACGUGUGUAUGAACAGAACAUAUCUCUUCGGAACCAAGUUCUCACAGUAGCAAAAUUUCGCCGCGGAGAACUCAAUUGCCUUUUUGCCACAUCAGUCGCUGAAGAAGGCCUGGACAUUCCUCAGUGCAACCUGGUUGUGAGAUUCGACCUUUAUCGCACCAUGAUCGCAUACGUGCAAUCUCGUGGGCGGGCAAGACAUCGAAACUCAAAGUAUCUUCACAUGAUUGAAGAAGGCAACCAUGACCAUCGGGAGCGGAUCAUGGAUGUGAAGCACGAUGAGCAAAUCAUGAGGAAUUUCUGCAAAGAACUCCCGCAAGAUCGUCGCGUUGACGGAUGUGACCAAGAUGGCAUCGAUCUCCUGAAGUUUGAAGACAAGUUGUUUCCAAGCUUCAUCACCAAAAUCGGUGCCAAGUUAUCAUUCCGUUCAAGUCUGGCUAUCCUCAAUCACUUCGUCGCAACUUUGCCGGGUCCCGACAGACAAACCAUGAUGCAGCCAACAUAUGUUGUUUGUCCUGACUUUAGCGGUGCUACUUCAGAUUCACAAAGGAGAGGCUUUGUGUCCGAAGUAAUACUGCCAGAGCACUCUCCAUUGCAGACGAUUACUGGCGAUGUGCAGAGCAAGAAAUCAAUCGCCAAGUGCUCAGCAGCGUACAAAGCGUGUCUUGAACUUCACAGAAAGGGAUAUCUCGAUGAUAACCUGCUGCCAACAACCUUCAGGCGCUUACCAGCUGGAAGAAAUGCUCUUCUAGCACUGAAUGAAAAGAAGAAGGGCAUGUAUCCCAUGAUGAUCAAGCCAGAAUUUUGGAAGAUAGGUCGAGGCGUGGUUCCCGCAUCUCUCUAUCUUACCGUCAUCAAUGUGGAUGCUGGCCUUGACCGACCUCAUCAACCUCUGGGCCUUCUCACUCGCAACUGGCUUCCACAGUUGCCAAAGUUUCCAAUCUACCUCGCUGAUGGAAGACCUUCCAACAUAGUUUCCCAGUCUCUUGUUGUCUCGGUUCCCCUAUCGGCAGCGAUGCUGGAAAUGCUUACAACUUUUACCCUGCGUAUUUACAAAGACAUAUACAACAAGGAGUAUGAGGAUGAUGUCCGGAAUAUCUCGUACUGGGUUGUGCCAGUGCUUCCAGAUCGAGCUCACUGCCUAUCAUCUAUGACUUCUUUGAGCCAAGUUCUGGACAUGGAUCAGAUACAAAAGGUUUUCCACCAACCAACAUGGAAAUGGACUCCAGAUACUGAGGCGAAUGACCUCAUAAACCGUUAUUUUGUGGAUCCACUGAAUGGAGGCCGACACUACUAUUCGAACCGUCUCUCACCUCACCUCAACCCUCAAGAUGCCAUUCCAAAAGGUGUUGCUCGUCAAGGCCACAGACACAUGAACAGUAUCAUGGACUACAGUGACAGCACAUGGUCAAGAAGCAGGAACCUAUCGAAAUGGAAUCCAAUUCAGCCUGUUCUUGAGGUAGAGAAGAUUCCUUUUCGCCGAAAUCACCUUGCGUGCGUCGAGGAUAAAGAGAAGGGCGAACUGGACAACCUCAAGGCGUACAUCUGUCCUGAGCCUUUUCAGAUAUCCAACCUCGCAACCCCUUUUGUAGUCAUGUGCUACGUGUUACCGGCCAUUAUCCACCGCUUCGAGAGCUACCUGAUUGCAUUGGAAGCAUGCCAGGUUUUGGAUCUCAAGGUCAGCCCACAUCUCGCCCUGGAGGCUUUGACAAAGGACUCUGAAAACUCUGAGGAACAUGACGAAGAGAAAAUCAACUUCAAGAGCGGCAUGGGGCCAAAUUAUGAGCGACUGGAGUUUCUCGGCGACUGCUUUUUGAAGAUGGCAACAUCCCUUUCAGUCUUUGUUCAGCAGCCAGACGAGAACGAGAACGAGUUUCAUGUUCGCCGUAUGCAGAUGCUCUGCAACAAGAACCUCAUGGAGACCGCAAUCGGAAAGAAGAAAGUCGUUUCUGCAGACGGCCUGGAGCAAGAUCUGCAACUGUACAAGUACAUUCGUACAGAGUCUUUUUCACGUCGCACGUGGUACCCCGAAGGCCUCAAACUACUCAAAGGCAAGGGUGCGAACAAGUCGCAAGACGACUGGCUCAAGCUCACCCACAAUCUGGGCGACAAGAGUAUUGCCGAUGUUUGCGAGGCCUUCAUUGGCGCGUCGCUGCAAGAGCACUACAAAGGCGGCCAGUGGAAAUCCAGUGACUGGGACCAAGCAGUCAAAGCAGUGAAGCUCUUUGCCAACAGCCCAGACCACUCCAUGUCAAAAUGGUCAGACUACUACGCUGCCUACCAGAAGCCCAAGUAUCAAACCGCAGAGGCAAGCGCAGCAAUGCUCGAAAUGGCCCGAAAAAUCGAGACAAAACACCCAUACCACUUCAAGUACCCCCGCCUCCUCCGCUCCGCCUUCGCCCACCCUUCGUAUCCCUAUAUCUACGAAAACAUCCCAAACUACCAACGCCUCGAGUUCGCCGGCGACGCCCUCCUCGACAUGGCAUUCAUCACAUACCUGUACUACAAGUACCCGGACAAAGACCCACAGUGGCUCACCGAGCACAAAACACCAAUGGUCUCCAACAAGUUUCUCGGCGCCUUCUGCGUCAAACUCGGCUGGCACGUCCACGUCAAGCAGAACACGGCGGUGCUCAGCAAUCAAAUCCGCGACUACGUGCUCGAAGCCGAGGAGGCGUGCCGCGAGGCCGCCGGCGCAGUAGACUACUGGGUUGCCAUCAGCGAGCCGCCCAAGUGUCUCGCAGACGUAAUCGAAGCCUACGUCGCCGCCAUGUUCGUCGACGCAGAGUUUGAUUUUGAAGUCGUUCAGCGCUUCUUCGACAUGCACCUUAAACCUUUCUUCGCGGAUAUGACUAUCGACUCGUACCAGGCGUUUGCGUCGAACCACCCGACUACGCGCUUGAGCCGCUUGCUUACGAUUAAUUUUGGAUGUAGUGAUUGGCGCAUGGGGGCGCUCGAGACGGAGACGCUGAUUCCCGGUAAAGGCAAGGGCGUUGCGGCUAUGGUCAUGAUUCAUGGCAAAGUGCGCUUCUACUCGCUGGGCCAGAGUGGGCGGUAUGCGCGCGUGCGGGCGAGCCAGGCGGCGCUGGAAAAGCUGGAUGGGCUGCCGCCGUUUCAGUUCCGCAGCGUGUAUGGGUGUGAUUGUGUGGAUGAGGGCGUGGGCGACGAGGCAGUGGUGGAGCAUGUCAAGGCCAAGGAGGAGCAGAUGAGGGAAGCCAUGGGGGCACUGAGUAUCUAG